Molecule: messenger RNA, 1575 nt
Organism: Pochonia chlamydosporia 170
Lineage: Eukaryota; Fungi; Ascomycota; Sordariomycetes; Hypocreales; Clavicipitaceae
Product: cyclopropane-fatty-acyl-phospholipid synthase
Exons: 4
Coding region: 1-1575 (524 amino acids)
Biological process (GO): cellular response to biotic stimulus
Source: RefSeq, a predicted model, not a curated record
AUGUCGAAACCAACGAGCUUAAAUGGCAGCGAGAGCGAGUUCGAGUUCAUCGAAACUCCGAAAGCUAGCCCCCCUUCACUCGAGAAAGAAGAAGAGUGUGGUGUUCGCACUACCAAGUACCCUUCGAUCAAGAAUGCCCCCCUUCCCGCCGAAGGACCCGGUUCCGACUCGUUCAACAACAAAAUCCUCAUCUCUAUUCUGCUUGGAGUUCCAUACUAUCUGAAAUGGAAAGUCGGCGGCGGCUUGAAGACUUUCAUCUUCUUCGCCCUGAUUGUUGAUCUCCCGCUUCUGGCCGCUUGGUGGCUCGUCGUUUCUACGAUUAGCCCUCGCCGCAAUGAGAAGGCCAAGCUCCCCGGCCGCCCUGUCGAAUUCUACCUCGAUUUCAAGAAAGAUUCUGAUCGGGCCAAAUACCGUGGAUCGAACAAGAUCCCCAUGGAGACGUUUCAUGAAAUGUACUUUGAUGGUGACGUCGAUUUCAAAGGCGACUGUCUGGAGGUGAUGGAGUACCGUCACGACUGGGCCAGCUUCAGGUUCACCAUUAGUCUGAUAAAGUUCUUUCUUCUUGGCAUGAUACCCGAGCUCAUUAUGCACACUCGCUCGCAAGAUGAGGAACAAGUCCGUGACCACUACGAUCGUGGUGAUGACUUCUACGGAUGGUUCCUCGGUCCUCGUAUGAUCUACACCUCUGGUAUCAUCUCCGACAUUGAAAAAGAAGAGACUCUUGAAGAGCUCCAGGACAACAAACUUACCGUUGUCUGCGAGAAGAUUGGCCUCCAGUCAGGUGAGAGAAUGCUAGAUAUUGGCUGUGGCUGGGGUACCCUCGCCCGCUUCGCCAGUGAAAACUACGGUGCCCACGUUACCGGUAUCACCCUGGGUCGCAACCAGACUGCUUGGGGCAACAGUGCCAUGCGCAAGGUCGGCAUCACUGAGGAGCAGAGCAAGAUCCUCUGCAUGGAUUACCGUGAUAUCCCCGUUCCUGAAGGUCGCUACAACAAGAUUACGUGCCUUGAGAUGGCCGAGCACGUUGGCGUCCGUCACUUCUCCAGCUUCCUCACUCAGGUGUACAACAUGCUCGACGACGAUGGUGUCUUCUUCCUUCAAAUUGCCGGACUUCGUAAGCCUUGGCAAUACGAGGAUCUUAUCUGGGGUUUGUUCAUGAACAAGUACGUUUUCCCUGGUGCCGAUGCUUCCACGCCGCUAGGCUGGGUCGUCGAUAAGCUCGAGGGAUCUGGCUUCGAGAUUAAGGGCGUUGACACCAUUGGCGUCCACUACUCUGCUACUCUGUGGAGAUGGUACCGCAACUGGAUCGCGAAUCGCGAAAAGGUCGAGGCAAAAUACGGCAAGCGGUGGUUCCGCAUCUGGGAAUACUUCCUUGCCUACUCAACCAUCGUUUCCCGACAGGGUAGUGCCACCUGCUUCCAGAUCACUCUGGUCAAGAAUAUCAACUCCACCCACCGCGUUGAGGGCAUCGACUCUCAAUUUGCCUUGUCUGGUGGUCUCAAGAGUUUCAAGGGCGACCUUAAAGCCUGGGCUGCCAAGAACAAUGUCGCCUCGUCAACUGACUUCCUCUCCUGA